Molecule: messenger RNA, 1059 nt
Organism: Arabis nemorensis
Lineage: Eukaryota; Viridiplantae; Streptophyta; Magnoliopsida; Brassicales; Brassicaceae
Source: the annotation of a GenBank genome assembly
AUGUCUCAGUUUGGUUCUGCUUCUCAGUCCAACACGUCCCCACUUCAUUCCAUGAAUUCUAUGUGUCAUCAACAAAGCUUCUCAGACACCAACGGAGGAAACAAUCCGAUUUCUCCGCUCCACAGUCUUCUCAGUAACUUCUCUCAAGACGAGUCUUCUCAACUGCUCAACCUCACUAGAACAAACUCUGCAAUGACUUCAUCCGGUUGGCCAUCAAAACGUCCUGCUGUUGAUUCAUCUUUCCAACUCUCUGGAGCCGGUAACAACACUCAGUCCGUUAUGGAGCAAUUGGGACAGCCCCACACAAGCAACGUUUCUCCAAAUGCUGUCUCCUUGCCUCCAUUCCCCGGUGGUAGAGAGUGUUCGAUCGAGCAAGAAGGAAGCGCCUCAGACCCUCACAGCCAUCUUCUGUUUGGAGUCAACAUAGAUUCAUCUUCCCUUUUGAUGCCGAACGGAAUGUCAAACCUUAGAAGCAUUGGCAUCGAAGGCGGCGACUCUACGACCUUACCCUUCACAUCAUCUAAUUACAACAACGAUUUCUCGGGUAAUCUUGCAAUGACGACACCUUCUAGUUGUAUAGACGAAUCAGGUUUUCUUCAAUCCUCGGAAAACCUCGGUUCUGAGAACCAACAAUCUAAUACCUUUGUGAAGGUGUACAAGUCAGGGUCUUUUGGCAGAUCGUUAGACAUAACGAAAUUUAGCAGCUACCAUGAGCUGCGAAGCGAGCUUGCUCGCAUGUUUGGCCUCGAAGGCCAAUUAGAAGACCCUGUGAGAUCAGGCUGGCAGCUUGUAUUUGUUGACCGAGAGAACGAUGUUCUCCUCCUCGGCGACGACCCUUGGCCGGAGUUUGUGAGCAGCGUGUGGUGCAUCAAAAUAUUGUCACCGCAAGAAGUGCAACAAAUGGGGAAAAGAGGCCUUGAGCUUCUCAAUUCCGCUCCAUCGUCCAACAAUGUCGACAAGCUCCCGAGCAACGGGAACUGCGAUGACUUUGGGAACCGGUCAGACCCGAGGAAUCUUGGCAACGGUAUCGCAUCCGUUGGGGGUUCGUUCAACUACUAG